This is a messenger RNA of Apaloderma vittatum (bar-tailed trogon), 1453 nucleotides long. RefSeq names its product TRAF-type zinc finger domain containing 1 (gene TRAFD1). NCBI's taxonomy places the organism in Eukaryota, Metazoa, Chordata, Aves, Trogoniformes, Trogonidae. The record is from RefSeq and is a predicted model, not a curated record. The transcript has 9 exons. The annotation marks the transcript as partial.
CAAAAAGGAUAUCCUUGCCGCUAAUUUCAUCAUCCAUGAAAUCCACUGUAGCAGAAACAUUGAAGUGUGCCGCUACUGCGGCGAGUCAGUCCCGAAGUCUGAGAUGAAGAAUCACAUUGAGUCUGAACACAUGCAGGUUACCUGCAAGUGUAGGAUGAAGAUGGAAAACAGUCUCUUGAGGGAUCAUGAGGCAUCGGCGUGCCCGCUGCGUCCUGCCCUCUGCCAGUACUGCGACAUCCAGCUUCCCUUUGACAAGCUCCAUGACCACGAAAUUUAUUGCGGAGCUCGGACCGAGGCGUGUGGUGCCUGCGGUCGUAACGUCAUGGUGAAAGAUCUGAAAGAGCAUCCUCGAGUCUGCAGGGAAGAGGUGAAACGAGGAAGAGGGCACCGGACAGCACCUCGCUUUGAGGGUGAGGAUGCAGAUUUGUGUGCCCUUCGAGACAUCAGAAACCGGCUGAGAUCAGGUAACUAUGCUGGGCCUUUGCAGAGGAGGCCUAAGGUGCUAGAAAAGCAGAUUUAUAGCAGCUGCGUUUGAGACAAAACCCUUAAGGAUGUCAGCAGAAGAAAUCUUUCAGCAGUACAGAGAAAUUAGAAUGAAGAGCAUGAACUGGAGCAGUUGGAGAGAAAUGAAAACAAUCAUUCUUCAUUUUACGACGAAUGGAACGCUGAUUUAGACUACGUGCUGGCCCUUAGCCUCCAGAGUGAGAAUAAUCCUCCUGAUAAUGCUGCAGCUGAAAUGUCCAGUGACUUCUGGGAGAACUGCUACACCAAAGAGUCUGUGCCAUCUGCCUGUCUUAAUGAAACAGACAAGUCAAAUAUCUUCUCCUGUGACUCUUCAGGGUCUUUUAGCACAUCAAACUACAGAAAAAAAGGAGACGUUUUGAUUCCGUGUGAAUUUUGUGGCAUCCAGCUGGAGGAGGAGACGCUCUUUCAUCAUCAGCUCCACUGUGACCUGCGCCCCGCCAGCCCUGCAGCCAGCUUUCCAUCUCGGCAACCACUGUCUCCUCAAGCCAACCGAGAGAAGAGACAAUCACCAGAACUGCCUCGGAGACGACUCAGGCACCAAGGAGAUGUUUCUCCUGGGCGCACAGAAGGCUUUGGGCAGCAGAGGCUCAACUAUCUCGCCCAAGGGACCAAGUCACUAAAUAAUACAGCAAACACCCAGAAUGCACCGUCAUCCUCUUCGGCAAGAGCUGGCAACGCUCCCUCCUUGAGAGAGAAGCCCAGGAAGGCGGCUGGCAGCGAGGGAAGAGGGAGGCCCAGAGGUGCAGGCGGAUUCGCAGCACCAACACCAGAGGAGGAAGGAGCCUCAGGAUGUCAGACGUUCCCAUUGGCUUCAGCCGCAGGAGGACCAAGGCAAAAGCCCAGAGCCCAGCAUCUGGACAUCCAGAGGAGAAGUGAUCCACCUUGUUUACUGCUCGACACGCUGCGACUAUGGUACUCAUUUAUCUGA